UAUCAUGAGCGACUUGUACUGAGUUUGAUUCGAUUUUCUUUGGGCUCCGCCCCUCUCCCUACCCCCCUCCAUGGCGUCGGUCUCCAGCCCCAUCCCGUCGUCGUUCGCCUCUCACUUACGGACCGCGCACGAAUCUCGUCCACUUUCCCAGCCCACCUUCUUAGUGCCCCGAUCUUUCUUCGUCAGCCCUGUGUCGGUGUGGAGAAGAAGGAUCGCAGUCGCUCCGACCAACCCCCCUCGGCGCCCCUUCGUCUGCGAAGCUGUUUCCGUGAAGCCGCAGACGGAGAUCGAAGGUCUCAACAUAGCCGAAGAUGUGACGCAGCUUAUAGGUAAGACACCAAUGGUGUAUCUGAACAAUAUCAUAAAAGGGUGUGUUGCAAACAUUGCUGUCAAACUUGAGAUAAUGGAGCCAUGCUGCAGUGUUAAAGAUAGGAUAGGACACAGUAUGAUAGCUGAUGCUGAACAAAAAGGGCUCAUUACACCUGGAAAGAGUAUAUUGGUGGAACCAACAAGUGGUAAUACGGGGAUUGGUCUUGCAUUUAUUGCUGCUGCCAAAGGCUACAAACUGAUUUUGACUAUGCCUGCCUCUAUGAGCAUCGAAAGGCGAGUUCUACUUAAAGCUUUUGGAGCAGAACUUGUCCUUACUGAUUCUGCCAAAGGCAUGAAGGGAGCAGUUCAAAAGGCAGAAGAAAUUGUGAAGAAAACAGCUGGUGCGUACAUGCUCCAACAGUUUGACAAUCCUGCAAAUCCAAAGAUACACUAUGAGACUACUGGUCCUGAAAUCUGGGAAGAUACUAGAGGGAAGGUUGACAUUUUUAUUGCUGGAAUUGGCACAGGCGGAACUAUUUCUGGUGUUGGCCAUUAUUUAAAGGAAAAGAAUCCUAACAUUAAGGUCAUUGGCAUUGAGCCUGCUGAAAGCAACAUUCUUUCAGGGGGGAAACCUGGUCCGCACAAGAUCCAAGGAAUUGGAGCAGGUUUUGUACCCAGGAAUUUAGACCUUGAAGUAGUAGACGAGAUUUUAGAGAUAUCAAGCAAUGAAGCUGUUGAAGUUGCAAAACAGUUGGCUCUCCAAGAAGGAUUGCUGGUUGGAAUUUCUUCCGGAGCAGCAGCAGCUGCAGCAAUAAAGGUUGCAAGUAGACCAGAAAAUGCUGGGAAACUUAUCGUGGUUGUGUUCCCUAGCUUUGGUGAGAGAUAUCUGUCCUCUAUCCUUUUCCAAUCAAUACGAGAUGAAUGCGAGAAGAUGCAACCCGAGCCCUGAUGCAAACUUGUAACAUCUUCAACUCGUUUUAUUCAGCUUGUUGGCAACAUCAUAAGAAUACAUGCACAAUCUUUUAAUGCAUAAAUUAAUUUUGCCAUUAUCAAAAAUAUUCUCUGGCUGUUUUGAAUAAUAUUUUAGUUAAUGUAAACACGUGGUUUUGUUUUU
Messenger RNA from Zingiber officinale, 1423 nucleotides. RefSeq names its product cysteine synthase-like. Gene Ontology annotation, molecular function: cysteine synthase activity. Gene Ontology annotation, cellular component: cytoplasm. The record is from RefSeq and is a predicted model, not a curated record. NCBI's taxonomy places the organism in Eukaryota, Viridiplantae, Streptophyta, Magnoliopsida, Zingiberales, Zingiberaceae. The coding region runs from base 71 to 1258 and encodes 395 amino acids. The transcript is spliced from 10 exons.